CCUGCCUCGCCUGGUCGAACCUCUGCCCUUCUACGACCAACUCCUCUUGUUGUUGUGGAAUCAAGAAAAGAUGCUCAAGCGCCGGAACUGCAGAGGUUCUGUGAAAGUUCUCCGAUCGCGCUCAUACGAGGUCUGACUGGAGUUCUGAAAAUGGAUCUCAGCCUAUUUUCCACGAAAACACUCCUGGAGAUGGCCCCUGAUCAUGAAGUAGAGGUGCGCACGCAGUACAGGAUGCCAUGUGAUAUGAAUAUCGACCAUUUGGGUCAACCAACUUGGGAGUGCAUGAGCACACGGUCGUUCACAACCGUUAUGAAAUAUGCACAAUAUCAAGCUGAAACUUUCAAGCACUCAUUGAAAGGUAAUCUUACUAACAUGCCCGAACUCACCAAAUUUCGUAAAGGAUUGAAUGGCGAUGAAUGCGCUAUGCCCAUGAAAAUGCUCAAGUUCGGCACGAAUGUUGACCUCUCUGAUGACACCAAAUGGAAGGCCCAAAUUCAAGAGCUUGCAAAAAUGCCUCCAUUUUGUCGCAUUAUUGCUGGUUGCAAUAUGCUCUCGCAUCUUGGCCAUACAGUUCUUGGGAUGAACACCACUCAGCUAUACAUGAAGGUUCCUGGUUCCCGUACGCCUGCUCAUCAAGAAAACAAUUGUUUUGCUUCAAUAAAUAUCAACGUUGGUCCUGGUGACUGCGAGUGGUUCGGAUGCCCAUAUGAAUACUGGGGUGUUAUCGAUAGGAUGUGUAGAGAGCGAAAUCUUGACUUUUUGAAAGGAUCAUUCUGGCCAAAUUUUGAAGAUCUGGUUGAGGAAGGUGUACCAGUCUACAGAUUUACCCAAAAAGCAGGCGAUCUCGUAUGGGUUGGAGGCGGAUGUGUUCAUUGGGUGCAGGCCACUGGCUGGUGCAAUAAUAUCGCCUGGAAUGUUGGCCCAUUGACUGCUUCACAGCUGCAGAUUUCCAUCUUCAGUUAUGAGUGGAAUAAACUGCAGAGCUACAAGUCACUUGUACCAAUGCAGCAUUUGUGUUGGCAGUUGGCCAAGAAUAUACGCUUCACGAACCAGAAGGUCUUCACUCUAAUAAGGGGUCAACUAAUCAGAUCGCUGUCGUUCUGUAAAAUGGUUGCGAAUCUCUCCACAUCUCGUGGAAAACAGCUGAAGCCACAGCCGCGCGCUAAAGGGGAAAUCACGCACUACUGUACAUUGUGUGAGGUUGAAGUUUUCAAUAUACUGUUUGUGAAAGAACUUAAUGGUAAAUUUCCGGUGUACUGCGUUUACUGUGCAAGGCGAGCGGGACUCGAUGAUUUUAUUGUACUACAGCAGUUGACUUUCCAUGAUCUUGCGAAAAUUUUCGAUAAUAUGCAAAUGAAUUUGAUUCAUAAAGCUGCCCUCGUAUGUUAA
This is a messenger RNA of Haemonchus placei, 1389 nucleotides long. The record is from the annotation of a GenBank genome assembly. Lineage: Eukaryota; Metazoa; Nematoda; Chromadorea; Rhabditida; Trichostrongylidae.